CUUUGUGUUCGUGCUGCUGCGAGACGACUACAGCUCAUUUGCUUCGAAGAAAACGAAGACAUCGAAGUAAGUUCCUCCCCCAACAAACCUAUUGAAAACUGAACAGGGAUGGCUGAGAGCAAGAGGAAACGACCUGACGCCUCUUUAUCGUCUAAUGACUCCUUCGAGGAGCCGAUGGGCUCCUGCAGCGAGCCGUCUGUCAGUUCACAGAUGAGUGCAACUAAGCCCACAGGUCCUGGCUGGAUCUCUAUGAAGAGCGAUAGAUCUAUGUGUGAACCACUUUCUUUUGGUCUUGAAGAGAUGCAAAGACAGCAGAGUGUGGAGCCGUUAGGUUCAGAGUGUAAGGAGGAUUCAGUCUGUUUCACUGGCGGACACCAAACAGAUACUAAGGAAGACGCAUUUGUUGCAGGAGGCAGCCAUCUUUUGAAAGCAAAGAAGAAUCUUAAGGAAGCAAUGCAAAAGCAGUUCACAGUGACGAGCGAAGGUCACAGUGACCAACAGACUUCUCUGAAAUGCAUCUACACAACACUCCACAUUAUCACUGGAGAGACUGGAAAUCCACAUGCAGAGCACGAGUUGAGGCACCAUAAGCAUAAACUGAAACGACAAUCUUCUGAACAUUCAAUCAAUGUCAGUGACAUCUUUAAACGUAUGCCUGGCCAAGAGAAACCCAACAGAACAGUCUUGACAAAGGGCGUUGCAGGAAUCGGAAAAUCAUUUUCCGUGCAGAAAUUCAUUCUUGACUGGGCCGAGGGGAGAGAAAAUGAGGACAUUGAUUUUGUUUUCAAUCUUGCUUUUCGAGAGCUGAAUUUGAGUACAGAUAACAAAAGCUUACAUGAGCUCCUGACUGAAUUUCACCCUGCGAUCCACCAUCUGACAAAUUCAGAAGAUUUAAUCAAAGCCAAGGUUGUAGUGAUCCUGGAUGGCCUGGAUGAAAGCAGACUUCAACUGGAUUUCAAGAACAAGCCACUAACAUCAGUCAGUGAAGUGACAUCUAUGGGGAAUCUUCUAGCAAACCUCAUCCAGGGUAACCUUCUUCCUAAUGCUAACGUGUGGAUAACAUCCCGUCCAGCAGCAGCCAGUCAGAUCCCUGCAGACUUUAUCGACAUGGUGACGGAGAUAAGAGGGUUCAGUGACCCACAAACAGAAGAAUUCUUCAGAAGGAGAUUUAGAAAUGACCCAGGCCUCGCUGACAGGAUCAUUUCACACAUUCGCUCUUCACAGAGUCUCGACAUCAUGUGCCAGAUCCCGAUCUUCUGCUGGAUUUCUGCCGUGUUAUUUCAGGAGAUCUUUGGAGGAGAUGACAAAGCUGAAACUCCUCAAACUCUAACAGAGAUGAUGGCCCAUUUCCUGUUUGCCCAGACAAUACGCAGAAGCAGAAAAUAUGACCAGAAGACAGAGGAAAACAAAGAGAGCCUUCUGAAGACACACAGAGAAUUUCUCCUCAAACUCGGCAAGCUUGCGUUUGUUCACCUGCAGAGGAACAGUCUCAUCUUCUAUGCUGAAGAUCUGGAAGACUGUGGCAUCGACGUAAAAGAGGCAACCAUCUGCUCUGGAUUUUGCAACACAAUUUUUAGAGAGGAACAAGUCUUUUCCCAGAAAAAGGUCUUCUUCUUUGUGCACCUGACCAUACAGGAGUUCUUUGCAGCUCUGUUUGUCUAUGACUGUUUCACAAAAAACAAAAAAGAAGUGCUAGACAAAUUCCUCGAUCUGAAGGACAAAGAACAUACUUUACUUGAUCUUGUAAAGAUGACAGUUGACAAAGUGUUGGAAAAGAAAAACAGCCACCUGGACUUCUUCUUGCAAUUCCUUCUUGGCCUCAUGGUACAACCAAACCGCAGAGUCCUGCAGGGUCUGCUGACAUCACCAGAUCCAAGCCAAGGUACUGACAAGAAAAUCUUGACUUACCUCAAAGCCAUCCGAAGGAAGGCCCUCUCUCCAGACAGCUGUAUGAACCUCUUCCAGACCAUGGUUGAGAUGAGAGAUCAUAAAGUUAAAGAUGAGAUUCAGGAAUAUCUCAAAUCAUCAGAUCGUUCAAAAACAGAACUGACUCCACUGCACUGCUCUGCAUUGGCCUACAUGUUACUGGUAUCAAAGAAUGAUCUGGAUGUGUUGGACUUGAAGAGUUACAACACAUCAGACGAAGGCAGAAGGAGGCUGAUACCAGCUGUGAGGAUCAGCAGCAAGGCCAUACUAGCAGACUGCAAAGUGACUCCAGAGUUGGUUGAGCACUUGGCCUUUGCUCUCAAGCACCCCAACUCAGCUCUGAGAGACCUGGACCUCAGCAACAAUGACCUGAAAGACUCAGGAGUGGCGCUUCUUUGUGAAGGCCUGUCGAGUCAAUGCUGCAGAUUGGAGACACUGAGGUUGUCAGGUUGUCAGGUCACGGAGGAAGGCUGUGCUUUUCUUGCCUCGGCUCUACAGUGCAACACCUCUCAUCUAAUAAAGCUGGACCUGAGCUACAACCAUCCGGGAGACUCAGGAGAGAAGCUGCUCUUUGAGCUGAAGAACGAUCAACAAUCUAAGCUCAGCAUACUCAACACUGAACAUGGUGGAAGUCAAAGGUUGAAACCAGGCUUUAAGAAAUAUGCCUGUGAGCUCACGUUGGACGCUAACACAGCCCAUAAGAACCUGCUUCUCUCUGAAGGGAACAGAAAGGUGACCUGGGUGGAAGACGAGCAGCCAUAUCCACCUCACCAAGCAAGGUUCCAGCAGGUGCUGUGUGAACAGGGUCUAGAUGGGCGCUGCUACUGGGAGGUCGAGGUUUUUGGACCCUUAAGCGUUGGAGUCACAUACAGAGGAGCUGACAAGAAAAGGAGGAUGGACGUGUUCAAGAUGGGAUACAGUGACAAGUCUUGGUGUCUGGUUUGCUCUAAUGAUGGCAAUUACGUUUCGCACAGCAACAAGAAAGUCGAUGUGUCCCCACUGGGAUGGCGGUCCAGUCGGGUGGGGGUGUAUCUGGAUUGUCCGGCUGGCACUCUGUCCUUUUACAGAGUUUCCUCUGACAGUCGGACUCGCCUCCAUACCUACAAAACAAAGUUCAAUGAGCCCCUGUAUCCGGCUGUUGAACUUGAACACAUUCAGUCUUCUGCAUUAUUCUGUCAGCUUAUAUAACCAACCUUUCAGUGCGUUCACUCCAGCACCAACCCCUGGCCUCCAGUUUAGGUUAUUUCCCAAUAAAACUCUAAACAUGUAAUUGUAGUGUAACAAUGCCCUACUGUCUUAUAGACCAAUUUCGAGUGGAUGUCACAGUUACGUCACAGUAGUUGCAUGCGCACACUGGUGGCAGAAAAACAAUGGACAUUGGAGAUAAACUGUUGAGAUACCCGGAAUAAAAAUGUCUUCUUGUGCCGGGAAUACAGAAUAAGACAUACUUCAUUUUUAUAGAAAACUCUCGCAGAGGACGCAGUAGUAGAAAAUAAAGUUUUGUCUCCAGUUAAUUAUAAUCUCGAUAUUCAGGAUAUAGUCGCUGCUGGACACUCGGUUGAGGAGUGUGUGUUUGUCUUACAUGAAGAGCAUUAUUGACGUGGUGAAAGAUAAUUUAUCAUCAUAAGGAACUGUAAAAACUCACAUUUGUUAAGCAUGGAUUUGUCUUAUUGUCCUUGGUUAAAACUCGUGGAGACUUUCCCAUAUAAUAUAAUUUAACAUGGAAGUAACAAACACCUUUUUAACUAGCUAGCUAAAGCCUUCUGUUUAUUAACUCCUUGUUUAUAAUAGAACAGACUAACUUUCACCACUGAUCAUUUUAGAAAUGACACCACAAGAAAACAUGUUAUUUUUUUAGAUUAAUGAACCGACACUGGCUCAUCGUUUGUCUCUAGCUCUCAGCAAUCAGCCAUAGGUAGGAAGCUAGCUAAGUGAGCUACAUCGCUAAUGUUAGGGUGCCUUUCACUUUUCCUGCCUGGAUGCAGAUGAACCAAUCUAACCGCACAUCUAUAGGAUUUCUUGCGAUGGUCUCUCUAAAGAGAGCUGUGGUGAAAGUUAAUAUACUUUGUUAUGAUCAAGGUUUUCAAAAGCAGACAUCGUUAGCUAGCCGGCACGCUACCACAUUGAUAAAUUGUACUUCCACUUUAAAUUAUUUUAUAUGGGAACAUCUCCACAACUAUUAUUCAAGGACAAUAAACCAAGUUUUUACAAUUCUUAGGAUGAUUUAACUUUCACCACGUUAAAAAUUAAGUAACUCAAAUAAGCCAAACACACAUUCCUCUACUGAGCAUUGGAGGCAAACCUUUUUUUAUCCACUACACGGAAGUGAUAAUCUCAUGGAUAUAAAAAUGACUCAGUUAAGAAAUCAGUCAUAGUGCUUUUUACAUUUCUUUUUAGUGUUCACACCAACACUACUAGCUUCUCUUUCUGCCACCAGUUUGGCUCCACCCACAGAAAACGUCAUCUCUGUUAACAAACACAAAAAAAACAAAACACAAACACUAAAAGGGUCUAUAGAUUAAACUAAACAGGUCUCACCACAUAACUAAAUUUGCAUCCUAGACGUUACAAAUUUGAAUUGCUAUGUGCAUUUAUUUAAAGGUGCAAUUCAAAUAAGCAAUUAUAUGAAUAUACAACUAUUUUAAUAAUCCAUUCAUUUCAAUUUUGAUCUUUUUCUCUGGCAAGAAUAGCAAAUAGUGAGGAUUAUGAUAUUAAAAUUUCAUGGAAACUGUAAUCGGUAUUUUUAUACAAUUUUUUGACAUGUCAUUAACAAAACUACUAAUCAAUUCAUCGAGAAAAUAAUCAGCAGAUGAAAUGAUAAUUGAAUUUACUACUAGUUGCAACCCUGUUACAGUAACUGUAGUAUUUAUUUACUGCUGACUGUGUGGGCAGCCAUAUUUAUUUGACAUCAUGGCAUGAAAACAGUUUUAGGAAACUACCAGAAGACCUGACUCACAACUUUUACUGAUCAACUGAACUUUGUAUUUUAUGUUUUUGGGUUUUUUUCCUUUACAGGUAGUAAAAAAACUAAUUUUAACUGAAUUUAUUCUGUGUCUAGUUUCUGGAACACUUAUUGAAGAAGUUAUUGAUAAUUCAGUACUGCACUUUUUUUAAGUUCUUGUAAGAAUGGGCUUUGUGUACUUUGUGAGUUUGUUUAGUGGUACUCUAAAUAACGUAAAAUGAGUCUGAUGAGCAGGGCAGGAAUUCAUAUUUUUACGUUUUUACAACAGUGAUAUGAUGUAACUACAGUAGGAGCUCUCAUUUCAUUUGUCUGGCUUCUCAUAAAAUACCAGUAGAUGUUAGUCUGUGUGAUCUUGUGUAAAAUAAACAGACAAUUUGGCUGCUGUGUAUGAAGGACCUUAAGAAAAUAUAAUCAAGUGUUUUUUGGUUGUUUUUUUUGGGGUGGGGCUUAUGAUCUGGUAUGUUGCACUGGCUAAUACGGUUUCCUUUUAUGUCAAAUAAACAAUUAUUCAAUUCUC
Messenger RNA from Epinephelus lanceolatus (giant grouper), 5405 nucleotides. RefSeq names its product protein NLRC3-like. Gene Ontology annotation, molecular function: protein binding. NCBI's taxonomy places the organism in Eukaryota, Metazoa, Chordata, Actinopteri, Perciformes, Serranidae. The record is from RefSeq and is a predicted model, not a curated record.